GUGAAAGCCCCUGGGCAACUGCUCCCGGGCUUCACUUACCACAUCCUGCGCAUCCCCCUGGCCUGCAGGGCUCCGUCUCCACCCAGCUGUCCACAUUCACCGGGCAGAAUCUGAGCGAUGCCUUCCAUCCUUGCUGUCCUUCUCAUCCUUGGGCUGGGUCUGAGCCAGAAGACCACCACCCAGAAGCAGAUGCUCUCGAAACCUGCCAUCUGGGUCAGACCCAGUUUCAUGAUCCCAAAGGGAAGACCAGCUGUCAUCGGGUGUCGGGGAGCUGGCGAGGCCGUGGAGUACCAACUGCACUUUGAGGGGGGCCUUUCUGCCUUGGAGAGACCGAAGUCACCCCCAGUGAUGAACUUGGUGAAGUUCCCCAUCCCGGCCAUGACCUCGCACACUGCAGGGCAAUACAGGUGCUCCUACCGAAGUGGGGAGCUCUGGUCAGAGCUCAGCGACCCCCUGGAGCUGGUGGUUACAGGACUGUAUGACACACCCACGCUCUCAGUUGAACCCAGGUCUGAGGUAACCUCAGGAGAGAAUGUGACCUUCCGUUGCCAGCUGGAGACAGCUACAAGCACGUUCUUCCUGCUCAAGGGGGGACGAUCCGGCCGCCCCCAGCUCAGAUACGGGAACCUGCGGGCAGAGUUCCACCUGGGCCCUGUGACCCCAGCACACAGAGGGACAUACAGAUGCUUCGGCUCCUACAACAACCACGCGUGGUCUUUCCCCAGCAAGCCUGUGAAGCUCCUGGUCAAAGAGGUCCAGGUGCUAGGGAAAGCACAAGGACCAUCACCAGGGAGAUGGCGGACAGAGGAGUGGGGAAGGGAGAGGAAACAGCUGGGAAGACCAGACCCCCUGAUUUCCUCAUCUCCACGGCAAGGAGACACCGGGGACACUACCUUCGCGCCCACUGAGCACACCUCUUCUGACUACUGGGACUCCUACGAGUUAACCACAGAGACCCAGUUGCAGAAAGACCAUUUCCUCUGGAAUCACACGGUCCAGAAUCUCAUCCGGCUUGGCCUGGCUGUCCUGGUCCUGAUGGCCCUCAUGGGGCUCCUGCUUGAAGACUGGCUUCACAGGAGGAAGUCUAGAGAGAGAACCCAUGGGGCUUCACAUCGGGGGUGCAGGAGACGGCUCUGAGCACAGAGAGCUCUGAAUUCAUGACCAAGAGGCCCAGAAGCCACAGGUGGACCUGAAAGUGGCCCCGACCUUGGGCUGUGGGAGCUCCGUGUGGAACCCAUGGAGGAAGGGAGUCACUGCAGAGAACUAAGGGAGGACUGCGUGCAGCUGGGCGGAGGGAGAUGCAAGCGGCGCGUUUCUCCUGAAGACCAAUCCCAUUGUCUCCUCCAGGUUCGAAGGACUCUUGUGCUUCCUUCCUGCAAGCCAAAUUUUCAACCACCCCCAUCUUUCCUGAAAACACCUUUAACAUCACGGCCAUGGGAAUAUUUCCUUCUUCCUUUUGUCUUUAUCCUUACUUCUUUUUAUAAAUGUAUUUAAUUUUAACUGGAAGAUAAUUGCUUUACAAUGUUGUGAUAGUUUCUGCCAUACAUCAACAUGAAUCAGCCAUAGGUAUCCAUAUGUCCCCUCCUUUUUGAACCUCGAUCCCACCGCCCACUCCUCUAGGUAGUCACAGAGCCCCGUGUUGAGCUCCUUGCAUCAAACAGCAAAUUACAACUGGGGAUCUCUUAUACACAUGGUAGUCAUGUUUCGAUGCUGCUCUCUUAACUUGUCCCACCAUCUCUUCCCCUGCUGUGUUCACACGUCCAUUGUCUGUGUCUGCGUCUCUAUUCCUGCCCUGCAAAUAGGUUCAUCUGUACCAUUUUUUCUAGAUU
Cervus elaphus (red deer) is the source of this 1829-nucleotide messenger RNA. Its product is annotated as natural cytotoxicity triggering receptor 1. Lineage: Eukaryota; Metazoa; Chordata; Mammalia; Artiodactyla; Cervidae. Bases 118 to 1137 code for a protein of 339 amino acids. The transcript is spliced from 7 exons. The record is from RefSeq and is a predicted model, not a curated record.